GCUGCAUCACUGAGUCCCAGCCCAAGUGAGCUCAUGGGGCUCAGCUGGAUGCCGCGAGGUAGUGCAGACACGAAAUGAAGACAACUGUCAUGGAAAGUCUAAGAGGGACGCUUGUUCCGCGGGCGGCCCGGACAAUGAAGAAUUGGCAUGCCACCCCCUCUCUCGCCCCCCAGCUGAUGCCAAGCGGGCGGCCGGCAGCCGGCAGAUGAAUAGCAGGUCUGUUCCAGCAGCUGCGCUUCCCGGUCCAGUGACGGGAGAGGCUCCGGGAGCGCAGAGUUCCUGGCUACUUGUGCUGUCUGUGGAGGGAGAGACCCGAGGGCAAGAGGAUGGCCUCAGAAGGGGAGAGCAUCAACCUCCAAGGCGUGAAUCCUCAUCUCAGGAUUAAUGGUCCGAUGAAUAUCAACCACUACGCAACGAAGAAGAGCGUGGCAGAGAGCAUGCUGGAUGUGGCGCUUUUCAUGGCCAACGUCACCCAGCUCAAAGCAGUGCUGGAGCAGGGGACCUCCUUUCAGUAUUAUGUCACCCUGAUUGUGCUCAUCAGCAUCUCUCUCUUCUUCCAGGUGAUGAUUGGGAUUCUCCUCAUCAUCACCGCUCGUUUGAACCUGAAUGAUGUGGCAAAGCAACCCCGCCUGAAUAUCCUCAACAAUGCUGCCACAGCUCUUAUCUUCAUCACAGUCAUCCUCAACAUCUUCAUCACGGCCUUUGGAGUGCAGAAGACUGGCCUCUACCCUACCAGGAAUUACAGAGAACUUUAUUAAGUCAUGGGGCAAGGGAGUCAGGAUAUGGGCAGUGCAACUGAUGGGGGAAAGCUCUGACCUCAGCAGAAUCCCGUCAUCCCAACGAAUCCAGAGAACUGGGUUAAACUUUCAAAAUU
Molecule: messenger RNA, 874 nt
Organism: Dromaius novaehollandiae (emu)
Lineage: Eukaryota; Metazoa; Chordata; Aves; Casuariiformes; Dromaiidae
Gene: NINJ2
Product: ninjurin 2
Exons: 4
Coding region: 327-758 (143 amino acids)
Biological process (GO): tissue regeneration; cell adhesion
Cellular component (GO): membrane
Source: RefSeq, a predicted model, not a curated record